Molecule: messenger RNA, 4826 nt
Organism: Effrenium voratum
Lineage: Eukaryota; Dinophyceae; Suessiales; Symbiodiniaceae
Source: the annotation of a GenBank genome assembly
AGGCUCAAGGCCGCCAUGUGGUUUGUCGUUUCUCUACAUAUCUUGCUAUUCCGCGUGACGGAUCAAAUCCGCUCGCCGCUGGAUGAUAAGCAGCUGGUCCUUGAGAAUCUGGUCCUUGAGAAGCCGGUCGAAGUAAGAGCAAGCCGGACCUGCCGGAGCACCGGCGAGCGCGGGGCCUUCGUACUGAAACCCGAGUUGAACUUCCGCCUGCCGCUGGGCGUCAGCUUCUUCGCAGGGCAGAAUUGCACGCGCGAGGUGCCGGUGCGCGUAGUGCCAUGGCUGGACUCCGUGAAUCCGAUCAACGGCUCUCAGAUCUUCGUGUACCUAGCCGCAUUCAAGCUGGAGAGGAGGCCCAACGCCAACGGCCUGGAAGUGUGUAGCCACUCAGAGUUGGGCACGACCUUUAUUUGCCAGCUGGAGCCUUCACCCGAGCGUGAGGGCAUGUCUGCGUUCCUGCGGCAUGUGCCGGGGGUCACAGAGCAGCAGCUGGAGAGUUUGCGGGAGCUGGAGGUGAAGUGCCCUUCAGGGCUGACAGAUUUCAUGCUGGUGGCGUUGCUCCUGUCGCUGCUGCUGGUGGUAUUGGUGACGGUGGAUUUGCUCUGGGACCUGAAAUCCAAGGAGCCGAGCUGUGAGCCCCAAGAUGUCAAAGUGGAGUCGGAGUCGGUGAAAUCUGCGGACGCCCUGGUGAUGCCAAAGCCCAUUAACAUUUUUAAGGACGGGGCUUUGCAGGUCUUGAGGUUCGCGACUUUGACCAUCUCCUUGCAAGCGGUGGUGCUCAACAAGAUCAAGUUGGAGGCUUCGAGCCGCACCGUCUUCUUUGCGGUCUUUUGGCCCUGCACCUUCGGCUUCGCCGGCACCAUACGCAUCCUGCAGACCACCUGCCAGGUGCUUUUGUCCCAAGCUGCACUCUCCCACGGCGUUUGCCUCACCAAGCCGGCGAAGGCAUUGCGCUACGACUACUUCACCGGGCUCGGCACCUUGGUCCUGGUCUGCUGCGUGGGUUGGGCUCUGGCCUCUUUAGGGCUGUAUGCGCUGCUGGUGCUGCUGGUGGGCCUUUUCGCGGGCCCGGCGCUGAGCAUUGCCAGCGAGGUGCAGAAGGCCUGGGGCCAGGAGAAUGCCAUCGCGGAAGCAGAAGGAAGCCACAAGCUGCUGGGCCUGAGGGUCUUAUUUCAUGACAAGGACUCCGUCAAGACCACCCUCUUGGAGGAGAUGCUGGCGCAGGGCACAGUAAAGGCGGUGCCUUUUAGCGCAGUGGUGUUUGCAGGCCGGCGAAACAAUGACAUUAUGCAGGCCUUGGCUGGGCCAGCAGAAGGAACGGAAGGCACCGGUUCCUUCAAUUUGGUGCGGGACGUUCGCUGGCAGCGCCGCGUGGUGCGCCAAUUGACGGGUUCCACUGCCGGGUUUUGGAUCCUCCCUGUCCUGGCCGCGGCGGCAGCUGUGAUGCUGGGCUCUACCGCCGAUAAGAUGGUUUUUUACCUCUGCAGCCAGCCGGCGCUGACGCAACUGAGCCUGGCCUCCGCAGAGGAGUUGCGCUUCGACUCCUGGGGCCCCCGCUUCGCGGUGCAACUGGACGCCAGCCACAAGCAGGUUUAUCUCCAGGCCGCAGCUGCAGAGUCCAUCACCAGGUCGGUGUGGAUUGAAGAGCGGCCAGCAAUCUUCCCACAGAGGAGCAGCACGUUGAAGUCCGUCAGCAUACAUCAGCAGGUGCCGCAAGAGGUGAAGCUGGGCGUCGCAGGCCUAAGGGCAACAGAGGCCAACUACAGCAUUAUGUUCUCGCCAGCGGCUACCUUCCCCAGCAGCAUCAAAAUCAGCGUAAAUUCAGAUUCGCAUGCCAGGCCGUACGACUACUGCAUGCCCUGGGGCGAGAUCCCGGGCGCAGUCAUCUCCAUCCCCACAUUGGACCCUGACUUGCCCCUGCGAAUGGAGGUGUUUUUGACAGAUUUCGAGGUCGGCGUCCCACUUCCUUGCCAGCACAGCCUUUCACAGACCAACUCAACAUAUUCGACGUUUUGCUUCAAGGAGGAGUUGCCGAGAUCGCGCGACUCUGCCAAAUUGUUGGACGCCUGCCAGGUGAAUAAUGAUCCGCACGCCUGCCAAGUACUGUGCCUGGAGAUUUGCCAGCGCAAGCCGCAGUGCUUGGCAGCGUUUCCUGCAACGGCGGGAUGCUAUUUCGCGGAGAAGCUUGGUACCACAGAAUGCAGUGGAGCUGAUCACCAGCACAGGCAUUGGCUGAAUCGAACCGUAUCUGGCGAGCUCUGCCAAGUCGCUAGUAGUCUCAAUUGCAUCCAGGCCUCGCAAACGAAUCGCUGGUCCUUGGUCUUUGAGCUUGUGCCGAUCUGGCUGGAUCGAAAAGCUGACUUGAAGCUCUUCUUAUACUUGUCCCAGGGCGACGAGGCUCUUGCAAGCGUAUCAGAGACCUUGCAUUUGAGGGAUGGGCUGGACGCCCCGGCGCCCUUGGACGUGCUGGUAGCAGUGAGGGCUUGGAACGGCACUGGGGAGGAGCCGGUUGAGUCCCACGUAGCGCUGCAGGCAGAUGGCUCCGUGGAGGUGACGCUGAGCCGCUUCGACCCUGUGCGGGACGUGUGGAUGUAUAUCGCGCCGCUGGUGAAUGACCCACAGUAUGUGGUCGAUUGGCCUCCGGAGCAACUGGUGGAGGAAGUGUAUGGGCCACAUGAUCUAAUAUUUGCGGAGUGCAAAUACAGCGACUUCUUGCGGGAGCGCUUUCAGUUGUGUGGCAAUCGCCUUGGGUCUGGGUGGCCCACCAACGUGGGCAAGGUUUUGUUGCCGCAGUUUGCGCCGGAGGAGUUGACUGCGGCCUAUUUUCAGUUAAAGGGCAGAGACGAGCUACGGGAGGAGCACUACGCUCCGCGCAACAUCCGGGUGAAACUGCAGGGUGUGCGUCACGCCUCCGAAUGGGUCACUUCGCCGCAGUCCCCCUGCUCAAUGAGCCUAGACGUGGCGGAUCCGCAUACGACAGCAGUCAAUUCGAUUGCGGUCUCAGCUGGGCUGUGGUGCACUUUCAUCAAUCAAGGCUGCUCAGAGGUCAGUUUGACCACCCACACCACAAAUCAAACGAUACUGCUUGAGAAGUACCUGAGUGGGGUGGGCAUGCGAUCUGCCCUUCAAAAGCUACAUGAACCAGACUCUUCUCAAGAAUUCACGCGGCUGACUGCCGGGUGGCGGGUGGAUGCAGACUUUUUGAUGAAGGUUCUUCAUUGUGCGUGGCGUGCAGGGCGUGCCAACUCGAUGGGCUGGAUGAGCACAGCCGAUUGGCAGCCCUGCCAGGGUUCAAAACACGGCCCCACUUCCCUUUGCUCGCGAAGUUUGCAGGAGAUUUUCCCGCCUGGACAAGGCGAACUGAAUGUCAAGGAGCUGCUGAAGGUCAUGCAGGGUGGGUACAACCCUUGGGUGCUUCAUUCAUUUCUAUCUGGUGGAACGCCUCUGGACGCAGACUUGCUCGCACGAACGUGCAGCAAGUUUGAUCGCGCGAGCCCCUCUCUGGCUGUGGAGCGAAUGGCCGCCCUACUAUCCACGGCAGCUCGCUUCCAGAGUUGCGAGGUAACGCUUCUGCUGCUGAGAGAGUGCCUCAGCAAGCUGCAUUUCACCAGGAGCAAUAUGCUGCAGAUUGCUACGGCCCUUUGGGUUGUCGUCUCAGAGGAAGACGCAGGGCGUGCGGCUGUCCACAUGCAAGCUUUUCUUUGGCACCCGCUGCUGGCGGAGGUGUUGGCUGACUCAGUUGCGAAUCUCGGCUGCGUGCCCUGCGCGAAGCUGGUUGCCAGUCAAUGGCAAGAAGUGGUGAUGCGAACGGGUGCACUUGCACCUUCGCACCUUCAUCGCCCAAGGGCUUGCAAUUUUGAUUUCAGUGACGCGCUUAAGAUGCACGCGGCGCUGGAGAUCGCACCGGCCACGCGCUGCAAAAGCGCCACUGUUACCAGCUACGGAACCUGGCGGACGACUCAGCAACUGCAGUUGGGGCUUGCAGUGGAGAAGCUGCUUCGUGCUCUUGGCCAGGAUAUGGGGCGAUCUGCGCUGGAGUUCCUACAGAUGAAGCGUCACCGCAUCGGCCAACGACUUGCUCCCGGCACAAGCAAGAAUGCGCAGCGGCAGGUCUUGGAGGAGAUCUACCUGGUCAAUCUCUUCCCCAAGAAUUUCGAAGCCGCUGCAACGGUAGCGAAUCUUGUCCUGCCCGCUGUCCACACGAUCCGGAUCCGACGCAGCGCUAAUGCUGCUGCUGGGCUGCGCGCACUACUGCAAGGGGCGAUAUACCCGAAGCUUGAGAAGAUCUGUUUGGGGGAGCAGCGCAUGAGUGGCGACGAGUUGGAGCAGGCGCUGUCCGGCCGGGAACUGCGGCGCUUGCGGCUUGAGAUGCUCGAGCUGGGUGAGACAGGGGCGGUGCAUUUGGGGCGGCUGCUCGCGAAGAUGCCCAGCCUGCAACAACUGGACGUCAUCGAAAGUGGCAUCAGCGAUGCUGGGUUGGACGCUUUCUGUGGAGCUGUAAGGCAGGGAAGCGGCCUGGGUUUGAGAGGACUGGAUUUGACGGAAAACCCACUGGGGCAAUCCAAAGGCGGAGGCUUGGCUCUGGCCAAGCUGCUGUCCGCUGUGCCACUGGAGAAGCUGCGGUUGCCGACUCUUUCGGAGACAUUUUUGGAGGAGUUGGCGACCGCGCAGAUCUCGAGCCUCCAAGAUGUUGCAAUCAGAACUCAGAGCUUCAGCUCGUUGGACGCCACGCGCUUAAAACAACUCCUGCUGCGAAACCCCCGCCUGCGCCGCUUCAAUCUCGCCAGUCUUGCCUUCAGCGAGGGAAGCCUAGGUCACAUUUGCCAGGC